AUUAUUUUCAUUGAUCCUAUUUAAAGAAAAGCUUAUUGUAAAGGAUCAACUUACCGAUUGUCAUUAACGUUGUCAUAAAAUGACAAUUUAGGCUCGAAAUAUCAAAUUUAAAGGAUAUCAUAAGUCAAUUCUGUAGGUGAUGCGUUCACUAGAAUACGUAAUUAAUGAACUGACGAAAAUUUUAAUUGAGAGUAAUGGGGCGUAACGAAAAUGAGAACGAGAUCGAAACGGAUACGGACGAUGACGAAUUAGUUACUGAAAGUGAUGAAACCAUUUCGACAGAAAAGAGUUCCAAAAAUAUCGGUACUUCUCCGCCUAAACGAUUUUGCAAGUGGCUGCCGAAGAAAUGUUUCAAACUCUCCUUCUUAUUGCUUAACAGCAUAGCUCUCCUCACAGGUAUAACGGCGAUAGCAAUAGCUAUCUGGAUGUUGACUGAUGCAAACUUUACAUCUAGACUACUCGGCCAGCAGCUUUUCAUGACGAUUGUAUUAAUUCUAGGAGUGUUUGUGUCUCUUGUAGCUUUUACUGGAAUCAUAGGAAUCACGAAGAAAAAAGAACAUUUCAUGAUUUUUUACUUAACGUGCCAAUCGAUCGCUCUCUGUGCUGUAUUUAUAUGUCUGACAAUGAGUUUUCCGUUUUUCGACAAGAUUACGAAAAAGGUUCGAGAUGACAUGAAUAACUCUAUCGAAAAUUAUCGAUCUUUAGAUUGGGCUAUGAAAGCGUGGGACAAUACUCAUAGAUAUUUAAAAUGCUGCGGAAUUAGAUCAUCCAAAGACUGGUUAGAUCAUCAAAUAAGCAUUCCGCAAAGUUGCUGUUCUGUAUCACUUAAACAGUGCCUGCAUAUGACAGAGAAUCUGUCUUAUAAAUCUGGAUGCUUAAAAGGAGCUUAUAUGCUGUUAAAAUCGUACGUCCAGACUGCCUCUAUUUCAACACUUGUCAUAUUUCCACUUCUGUUAAUCAGCAUGCUUUUAGCGUUUGGUUUACGAAAAAGAUUGAAGACGAGUCAAUUAAUAACGGACGAAGCAACAUAUUCAUGAAAACAUCGAGGGUGAACGUGACUUAGAAGUGAAUGACAAGUCCGAUGAAACGUUUUCCCGUUUUUUAUUAUCAUAUAUAGAUCAUAUAUUUUCUGAAAACACUUAAUAUAUUGUACUUAAGAUAGUAAUAUUGUAAGUUUAUUGGACAUGCUGGUUGGAUCGCCGUCUGCCGCGUGGCAGUGGUUCAAGUGGAAAAGUCCGUAAAUUACUCACUUCCGGCGCUUCUACGAUGAUCAUCGAAUCAGGAUGUGUUUUCAACACGCGGGGAUGAAGAGGGAGGCAAAAAAAUACAUUUAUAAAAAUUGCUCGUGACCAUCGUAAUGUUCUCCUUUAUGGAAAGGUUCAAACGGUAGAGGGAGGGGAGUGUCUGAUCGAAUGGCGGGAGGAUGAAUUCUUCCUUUUUUUCUUCUUUUCCCUACGAUAAAAUAGAGCGUCUUACGUGAAAUCGAUUGCCUGUCGAUGCGAUACGAAAUAUUGACGUAGUGAUAAUUUAACGCGCGCGAUGCACCUGUCUUUUUCUCUCCAUUAAUCCUCUCGUCUAAAUUAUCGCUAAACGGCUGCGGCAGUCGACGCCGCGUUUAUGUAUAGCAUGUGUGCGUGUGUAUGCUGUGUCCGUGUGUUUACGUUUAUAUAUAUAUAUAUAUAUGUCCUGUACUCGUGUAUGGGAUGUAUACGGAUUCUAUAGCUGUGGAAAAUGAGGGUGGGGAGGACAGAGGGCUUUGGGCGCAGUUUCAGGCAGGUUCCCAUCCAAUUACAGAUAUAUUAUAUCAUAGCAAACAUCGUGACUAUUUACAAUAAAUACAGUUGAUUAGGUUAUAUAAAUAAAAUAUAUAUAAUAUCGUAUCGUUAGGUUUAGGUUUACAGCAACACGUGACAGUAAACAAUUAGAUCAGCGGCAAAGUAGCGUUAAUCUAUCUAAGGUAGUGGUCGUAGUAGCUUUAGCGUGACUGACUCUUCCGUUCGCUUUCGCGCUCGCUUAAUCUUCAAUAUCUCUCAUUUUCACGCUCUCUUUCUUCCUUUCCUUCGUUCUCGCUCUACAUUUAUCGCUCUCGCAUCCCCAACUUCCCGUUUCACGUUUUCUGGAAUUUCGAAUUCUUUUACCCCCCUCUCCAUUUUUUUUUUCGGCGUAGGUCGCGCUCGAGAACCAAUCGCGCCGCAAAUUCGUGGAUCGACGGUUACUGCUAUAUAAUUGGCCACUCUAGCUCCUCUCGUGUGUACAUAUAUAUAUUUAUAUUUCUUCUCAAUAUAUUCAUAUAUAUUUAUAUUUAUUUAUUUAUUUAUUUCACAUAAUCGUUAUUUCUUCGCGCGUUCUACUUCUUUUCUUUUUAUUUAUUUAUUUAUUUAGAGAAGUACGUGGAGUUGUCGCGAUCCCCCGCGGGCGGUCGCGGGGAAUGAACGAAUUUGGAACGAGUUCGCAAAAACGAGAGAUGAAACUUCACGGAAGUUAGAGAAUGAAUUUUUUUUUCUAAUAUUAUAAUCGCGUAAGACGAGGUCGGGCCUCGAGUCGAGUUUUUGGGGUCUCCGCCCGUGCGACACGUAUCGCGGCUACCUGGCCCGCUCAUUAAUUUGACACGUGAUAUUUAAAAAAUAGUCGAUUCUUCUUGAACGCACUGUUGCUGGAUCCAACAGCGGAUAAUGCGAUUAAAGAUCAAGAGCGUGAGGGCAGUGUGAAGGGCAGUGGGAGGAGCAGGUGUGAGGAGGUUGGCUGGCCAAGGGGAAACGAUGAGUGUUUAGAUGUGCACGAAUGUCGAAGCACUCCUAUUUCGCUUAUCUAGAGAAAGCAGAAGCCCUCGGAAGAUUAACGGAAAUCACCCUCAAAUAUUAUCCUCGCGAAAUUACCACCACUGCUGAAAGACGAUAGCUGUCUCAUUGUUACAGUUACGAUAACUGGAUAGAGUUAUUCAAUAUAGCCGAGGAUUGUACUAUUAUUGAAUUUAAACGCGAUUUUAAAGCGAUUGCUUCUAAGAAAUCGAAUUUAACAGUUUUACAGUAAAUUAUUUGAGAUUAAUUAAUAGAUUUCAAGAUUUUCGCUAUUCUCAUAUAUGAGUGCUUUUUCUAAAAGUGAAGUUAAAACAAAGUGAAAUAUAAUCGCGUCGGUAUUAACCGCUUAGAUAAGCGAGGGAGGAAUGCGGCUCGACGAUCGAGCCCGUUCGCGCGGCCGUCUGCCAGAGAAACGCAAUGAGCAACGCGCGGGGACAGAUAUUCACGGCGCGAUUUUAGUGAGUUCCGUCGUGUCGUCUCGCGCGUGCGAACGAGGGCCUGAAAUGUACAAAAAGGAUCACCCUUUGCGGCCUCGUUGGCACGUGCGAGCGCGCGUGCCUCCGACAGGAGGAGCUCGUCUUGGACCGCGGUUUAAAAUUGCCCAGGCAACACGACACCGUAAAAGAAGCCGUAAAGACGGCCUAAUUUUUCAAACAUCGUUUGACUAUCUCUCGGAAGUCUUUCACGAUUUUGCGUUGUUGGGUGUUAUAAGUCUAAACACUCGCUCGAGUUAAAAAUACAUUACGAAGCUUCCCUAAAUCUCUCUCUCUCUCUUUCUCUCUGUUUCUCUCUCUC
Molecule: messenger RNA, 3593 nt
Organism: Mycetomoellerius zeteki
Lineage: Eukaryota; Metazoa; Arthropoda; Insecta; Hymenoptera; Formicidae
Product: tetraspanin-9
Exons: 6
Coding region: 195-1037 (280 amino acids)
Cellular component (GO): plasma membrane
Source: RefSeq, a predicted model, not a curated record